Eupeodes corollae is the source of this 2873-nucleotide messenger RNA. RefSeq names its product centromere protein J (gene Sas-4). Gene Ontology annotation, molecular function: tubulin binding. Lineage: Eukaryota; Metazoa; Arthropoda; Insecta; Diptera; Syrphidae. The record is from RefSeq and is a predicted model, not a curated record. Gene Ontology annotation, cellular component: centrosome; centriole; nucleus. Bases 74 to 2734 code for a protein of 886 amino acids. Gene Ontology annotation, biological process: centriole elongation; cilium assembly. The transcript has 2 exons.
UUCCAAUUGUUCUACACACAAAUUUCAUAUUUGAAACGAUACUAAUUUAUUGUAAAAUAUUGUUAGCCUUAGCAUGUCAGAGCCCAAAGAUGAUCCCUCUGGCAUUGCACAGCGUCUUGAAGAGCUUAAUCAGUGGCAAGAGGAACAAAAGAAAAUUUUAUUUGAACGGCAAAAUAAUCAACGAAAACUUCUUGGGCUGGAGCACAGGAAAAUGUAUGAAACUCUUGGAAUUUAUCAUCAUUCCGAUUCGAGUGUAUUAGAUGAAAAUGAUGAUGAUGAAAGGGCAGACAAAUCUGACUCUAAUAGUGAGGCAGAUAUGGGAGUAAGUGCUCUUGACCAAACCGUCGACGAAGAAGACCAAGAACCCCAAGCAAACACAAAGCGACCUUUCCUUCGAAGGAAACAAGGCUUGAUAAAUCGUUUUAAAGUUGAUCCUGAUCAAUUUCGCCUGAAUAACCUUCCGCCAUACAAAUUUUCUUCUUCUCAUCCAAGUUUAAAAGCAAACUGUGCAAAAAAGCCACCAGAAAAGAUUAAAAAACAAAAGGACUCCCGACCCAUUUCGAAAGCAGUUUUGAGACUAAAACCCAGUGAUAAGCCAAAAACAAAUCCUUCGAACCUCGAUGAAUUGGAAGAAAAAUUUCAAAAGUCUUUAAUUUCAUCUCAAACCGCUUGCAAUUCAACACCAGAUAUCAAAUCUCAAUUGUCACAGUCGUCUAUCAAAGAAACACCUGAACCAAUUUCCUGGGCUACAAUUCUUGAUCCAAUGAACAUUAAGCCAAUUGAAAAACCGUCUUUUAGUCCAAUUUGUUUGGAAUCGAAUGACAAUACGGAUAACAUGAGUAUUUUUGAAUUGCUCGAGCAAAAGGCCAAAGAUGGCAGCUUUGAUUUGAAUUCAAGUUAUAUAAAAAGGUUCAUGAGAAACACACAUAAAUAUCAAAAUGAAGAAGAAGAAGCUGAUUCUCCGAUUGCCCUCAAGCUUCCCCCUAUUCCUUAUGAAAUACAUUCUAGCUCUAAAUCCCUGGUUUCCGAUUCAUCUGGAUCGGAAGUUGAAGAAGAAGAAGACAAGGAGGAAAUAGAUACCAGCCAACCUAAGCUGUCAGCUAGAGUUAGGUUUUCUGAUGACCCUCCACUACCACUAAUAAAACCUUUAGAAACAAACCAAUCGCAAUCGCAAACACUUGAGAAUAGCGAUGCGUCACAAGUCUUUGAAGAAUUUAAAAAACGCCUGUUUGCCAAUCAAACUGCUGACUCAAACACAACCAUCGAAAAUAGGCCGAAUAACGAGAUAGCACAAGAUAUUCUUCAGAAAGCCGAACUAAUACGAGUUCGAUUAACUGAACUCGAAGCCGAAAUUAAUACAUUUAAGAAAAAUAACUUAGAAUUAGUAAAGUCGAAGCAGGAACACGAACUAGACAAGGCUCAUUUUGAACAAGAAUGCUUAGAAGCCGCCGAAAAACUCAACGACGAAAGGAUUCAAAUGGAAAUCUAUUUACACGACGAACGUAUGAAGAUCGAAGCAGAUCGCAAAAAAAUGGAGAAGCAAAUUCGACAUCAGAAGGCUUUAAGCUCAGGAAAGGAAAAAAAAGAAAUAGCCAAAUUGCAAGAAGAAAUAGAAAGUUUGCAAAAGGAUAUGAAGAAAAAAGAUGAAGCGCAUAUAGCAGCACAAUCGAGAUUAAGAGCUCAAGUAAGAAAUCUUGAAAAAGAUGUUCGACAGUUAAAUGUUGAAAUUGAGGUACUUACCAAAGAGAAUAAAAGACUAGAAGCAGAGAAUCUAAAAAUCAAUCGACAAAAUAACAAUAAAAUGCUGCAAGAAAUUAAUAGGAACAUUGCUAAACUGGCACCCAAAGGGAAUUCUGUAGGUUAUGUGGAGGAAUCACCCAAAACUAAAACGUACAAUACUUCAAAGCAUCAACCGAAAACCAAAACACUGACUCAACGUAGAAGCAGCGAGUUGAAACGAAAACCAAGUCUUAUAAAACGACAAGAAACACCUGUCAAUAGCUCUGAAGAUGAUCUGAGCAGUGUGUCUUCUGAUGAGGCCAGUCAUCAAAAAUCCAUUUCAAAAGUAACCUUUGCAAAAUCAGCAACGACAUCUCCGCAGACUCAAAAACCACCAACAAACAAAUUAGAUCCAAACGAUUCAACUCAAAUUGAAGCAGAUGCUUCAUUCAAACGUGAAAUUCGGAAUCCCGAUGGCAGCAAAGACAUUUGGUAUCCAAAUGGCAAUCUUAAGAAAAUAUCAUCCGAUGGGAUGAUAAUUCGAAUGCUCUAUUUUAACAAAGAUAUAAAAGAAACAAAUAUUAAUGAAGGUACAGUCAAGUACUAUUACGCCGAAACGAAUACAUGGCAUACAACUUACCUAGAUGGUCUUGAAAUCUUGGAAUUUCCCAAUGGACAAACCGAACAUCGAUACAAGGAUGGAAAAAUUGAAGUGCACUUUCCGAAUAAUUCAAUUAAAGUAACUAAUCCAUCGGAUGAAAAUAAAUUAGAAGAAUGGAGAUUCGCUGAUGGAACAAAUUUAAUUCAAAUGAAAAACGGUGAUAAGAUUCUUUUGAUGUCAAAUGGACAGAAAGAGAUUCAUACAGCGCACAGUAAGCGGAGGGAGUAUCCAGAUGGAACUGUAAAAUUGCUAUAUCCAGAUGGUAGCCAGGAAACGAGAUAUUCAAAUGGGAGAGUUAGGCUUAAAGAUAAAGAUGGUAAUUUAGUUAUGGACACGGACAAUGUUAAAUACUAGUUUUUAGCAGGCUUAAUUUAAGCUGAGUGAUUUUGAGAAGAACAAGUUAAAUUUUGCAAACAAUAUUGUGAUUAUUUUUAUGAUUUUCUUAUGUUACUCAUAGAGUUCUUUGGUUUAGAAUAAAGUUAAAUUAUUUAUU